Molecule: messenger RNA, 2358 nt
Organism: Angiostrongylus costaricensis
Lineage: Eukaryota; Metazoa; Nematoda; Chromadorea; Rhabditida; Metastrongylidae
Source: the annotation of a GenBank genome assembly
CUUAUUAAGAGAACUACAUUGGAGAACGUUGAUGCAUCACCACUGUGGUGGAUAUCCCAGUGCUAUAUGGUCACGUACAAUUCUAUGGACUAUGUGCUUUUGGUUAACCAACAAAGACUUGUUUUGCGAAUAUUUGAGCUGGUUAUGGUUAAGAUUUUUCGUUAUAUACAGGAUUUUAUAACAUGCGGCUGCUUAUUUGGAUUGGGAACACAUAGGAUUUCCGAAACAUUGGAUUGUUUAAUAGUCACUCUUGGAAUGUCUAACGGCCACAUAGUUUUCUUUACAGAAAAAGGAACACUUCUGUACUUUGAAAAAUUUUCGGAAUCUGAUAUUCUUUCGGUUAGCUUCGAUCAAACAGAAUAUGUUCAACAGCUUACUGUGGUUUCCACUGCGGACUUCUUUGCUGUAGAUCCUGUCAGCAUGCAUUCGACGCUUCUAAAGGCUAAGACUGCUAUCGCAAAAGGUGAGAAAUCUGCAGACCAGUUGUCGAGUACACUGGAAUUGGACGUCGAUCGGCUUAAACCCGAAAAAGGAAACCAUGGACUUCGACAUGUUUUAUUCACAGGAAUCCAUCGUCAGUCUGCUUUUGAACAGUAUUUAACUGCUUCAAUGUCUUACAAAAGAGCUACUUGGGACAUGGAAACGAUUAGUUCCACUACACCUCCUCAGUACUUUACUUAUAUGUACACAUCUGAUCGUGUUUUUUCGACAUUUGCAUGGACAACUGAGAGCGAUAAGAAAAGGAUUUGUGUCUCGUUGCAGUUCGUGCCACAUCUCGGUAUUCGUAACAUGUUUGGGAUUUCUUCUACUCCACGAAAGAAAGCGGUGAUGUCCCAAAAUGCUCAUGUGAUCACUACUCGUGGAACGCUAGGAGAUUCGCGACUAGCUGUGGCAGUAGCUACAGAAGUCACUCGAGGCCUUAUUGCUGUUGUCGACCAUAUCGCCAGAGUUAUGCUGAUUGAUGUACCGAAUCGUCAGAUUAUACGAAUAUGGAAAGGUUAUCGAGAUGCUGCUGUUGCGUGGGUCACUUCAACAAACGGCAGUCAGACUGCACUCUUUCUUUCAAUUUUCGCUCCCCGGCGAGCACUUCUUGAAGUUUGGAAUGUACAGAACGGAGUUAGAGUAGGAGCAUUACAUGUGGAUGCCGCAGGAGUUUUACUAGAUGGAGGGCUUGCUCCCGUUUUAUGUGGUUCUCAAAAUGCCCGAUAUGAGCGGAAUGCAUUUUUUGUGGAUACCAAUUUCGUUUCAAUUACAUCAAUGUUUCACAUACUGUUUCCAGGGAAGGCAGACAAUAUCAUUCUCAAAACUUGUGAAUUGUGCCAGAGGAUUUUUUCGCGAGCAGGUUUGCCACCGUACAGAGUUCUGGGUAUUCCUUAUUAUUUCAUGUUGGGAAAGACCUUACAGGUUGCUGAGUUUGCUGCACGAGAGAAGUGGGAUGCAAACCAGUUAGAGGAGCGCAUGUCCAGACUGGAUAUUAUCGAACAGUUACGCUCACUGUUGCCAAAUACUCUAAAUUCUAAAUUUAUACGCUGCGACAUUGCAUGGGAACUUAUGAGCCAAUGGUAUAGGGAUACUUCGCAAAACUUUGAUAACUUCGAGUUGGCCAUGAGGUAUGUUGAAGUCGUCGAUGAUGCACGAUUACGCCAUGGUGUCUUGGUGCUUAUAUGGCAGAAUUUUGUAUUAGAACGUUUCAAAGCAACUAUAUUGUUGAUUGAGAAAACUGGGCGUGCCCCAAAAGAACGAGAAUCUCGUCAGCAAUUGCAAAUCCCGGAAGUACGAGUUGUGGAUUUCCUAUCUAGGUGUCAUGAAAUGCUCAAAAUGCUAAUGGACGACGUUAGAGAUGCACCACCUCCUUCCCACAUUCAACGGGAUCAUUUAAUAGAAGUAACACUAGUUACUGUUUCGAAUCCCACUGCUUUGAAUUUGGAUGCAUUUUUAGCUAUUCGUCAAUCUCUAGUAAAUUAUCAUCUUGUUCUACACCAUUACCACUUAGCGAUCGCUGCGACUGUCCAGUUGUCUGCCGGUCUUCGCAACCACAUAUUACGGGUUCUGUUUUGUCCUAUUGGUCAACGCGCAUUUUUUCUCCCUUUGGAUUCGCACCCACUAAUACCAUUGGAUAGAGUUGAUGACACCAUUAUGGAACGAAGACACCAGUUCAUUGCUAAGCAAGUACUAUGCCUUCUACGUGCCGGUCAGGAUUCUGCAGCCAGUCGUGAAAUGGCAGGUGUUGUACACUCAGACAAGUUCAUACAAACAAUGACACGGUUGUUAGCUGCCCGUGCUCUUCGUCUUGCGGAGGAGCAGAAGACUGUGCUUACCAGCGCACAUUUGAGGUUUGUUACUAGAUUGUUUAAAUAA